GGGAUCAGUGUGGGGAGGGUUCACUGACAGCUGUCAAAUAACAACACGCUUUGCAUUCUGCUUAUCUCCACAAUCAGCAUGAUGUCAGUGCUGAUAACAGUUGAGUUAACAUUUCCAAACUGCUGGACAAGCUUCAACAAUCAGACAGCCUCAGUGACAACAAUGUCACACCAGUAAACACCCAGAAUAUGCUGAUGCUCAGGUUAAACGAGGCUCAGCACAUGCCGCAGUAGUUAGACAAAGCAAUAGUGAUCACGCAGGUGAAUAGAAAUUUGAUGAUGGAUUCAUCCAGGAAGCCAGAGCAUCUCAAGGUGCUGCUAGUCACUGUUCUAAUAGCGUUAAUCUCCAUAUCAUUAUUCUCCCUGUGGAAGAACAUGUUGUGGCUGUACUUUUACAUAUUGUUAUCGAUAUCCUGUUGUUGCAUUGGUCCCCUGGUGCUUAUUCUUGUUCACAUUGCUCUGUCUCCGGAGCAUCAAACUGGCGCUGGUACGUCCAAAACUAUUGUUGAGAUGGAUACAUUUAGGACAAUGUUGAUGAAAGGAUACGAGCCAAAGCUAUCCUCGAGUCGUCGUCCAAACAAAUACCCAGUAGUAUUCUCAAGGCCAGUGGACGGUUCCCUGCAGAAUCUCCUAGACCUAGCAUUUCGUGAUUUCGUCGGCUGUUGGCUCGACGAGCUGGCCUUCUGCCCGGACCAGACAGUCGAUAGUAUGAAGCAAGACGUCUGGGGGGCCAUUCAAAGUCUCCACGAGCGUCUCUCUCGAGUGGACCACACAAAACUCAUGGCCUCCAGUAUCGUAAACAAAGUCACCUUCCACUUCGAGAAGAUUAGAAUAGCCCAGGCGGCCGCAACCGAGGGAGAAGAUCCAGUCUUCAUUCUCUCAUCCCACCUGAUGUCAAAGACGUCUGAACUCGAGUACCUGCGACGUGUGAGUGAGCUCCUCAUAAUGUUUUUCCUCCCGAGAAGUUACUCCCUAUCGCCUGCCAAAUACCUAUUACGCGAGAUUAUCACAAGUAAAAUAAUGAAACCUGCAAUAGAUCUGAUAACAGAUCCGGACUACAUAAAUCAAAAAAUAUUGCUGUACAUUGAGCAGCAGCAGCAGGCAGAGGCCAUGCACAGGAAGACCUACGAAUACGCCGAGUCCUUCGAGGAUUUUAUCAGAAUGAUCAAGGGUUCUAGGGACUUGGAAGUACUGAAACAUAUUCGCUAUAACAUUGUCACGGAGAUUAUGCAGGCAACGACGAUACAGAAUGUCAAGAGGUCCCAAGGGCUCGACCUGGAGAGUAACACAUUCGGAAAAGCAGACGCUGUACAGGCGAAAAAACUCAAGCGCUACAUAAGUCAGUUGACUUACGCCAAGAACACCUGUGAAGUUCACAUGCAGAGUCUGGGAUGGGAUGGCUAUCGAGUCCAGGAGGCCGAAGAGGUGGAUGCAGCAGUGGGGACAGAAGGCAGAGUUCUCCCUCUGCAAAUCAUUCUGGACAACGUGACUGGUCGCAGACAUUUAUCAGCAUUUCUCGAGCAAGUGGCCAGCCAGGGUCUGUUGGGGUACUGGGCAGCAGUUCAAGAGCUAAGGAGCGCCGAGAGGACCAACUGGCAUCAGCUGGGGGCCGAAAUCUUCUACACGUACAUCAGAUCCCCAACCGCAGAGAUCAAAGUCGACAAGAAUGUGAGGAAACGAAUGGAGGCUUUUCUCUUGGGGGACAAAGGUCCUGAUGUCUUCUACGAGGUGCAGGAGGAUGUCGUGAAGACCCUCGAGGAGAAGUACUACCCCUCCUUCCUAGUCAGCGAGCAAUACAAAAAAAUGCAGGAGGCGUUGCUGAGUGAGAGGGCCGAUGGUAUGGCUGGGGAUGAUCGUAUUCAGACGGCGGAGGGUACCAUGCUCGAGACAACAUCUCUCCUCGUUGGUGAACACUCGAAUUAUGCGCGCAGUAAGUUGGACCAGUUGCAGGAAAAGUUGAAUAACAAGAUGCAAGCCCUUCAAGCAUUGAAAUCAUCCCUCAAGCCUGAAAGCCGAGUACUGAGUAUCCUUGCUAAAGAGGUGGAGUGGCUGCAGGGUGAGAAACGCCAGCUGGAGGCACACUUGACACACACAGAGAUGUGGGCAGAGCAUUUGGGAAAGUGGAGGGCCGAUGUCCAGAGUGCAGAGACCCCGGACAAUGGUGAUCCACCGCAAUUUAUCAUUGUCGUGCACAUGGCGCAGGAGGAGGGGAACGAUGAGAGCAUUUCCACCGGUUGGGUGGUUUUCAGAAAGCUGACGGAGUUCCAGGAGCUACACAGGAAGCUGCGACAGCUCUGCUCGAACGUCAGAACUCUCGAGCUGCCAUCGCAGCCGCUCAAGUUUUUCGGAAAAACUGACAAGAAUUCACUGGACAAAGCGAAAAAUCAAACGCAGAAGUAUUUAAAUUUUGUUCUUGAAGACGAACGUCUCAAUCAGAGUGAAGCGCUCUACGCUUUCCUGAGUCCCAGCUCGGAGCACCUCAAGCACACAGCGCCCUCGCCCAAAAAAUCGCGGUUUUCAUUGUCAACUCUGUUUAAGAGUAAUUCCGGGGGCAGUGGGGACUCGCGCGAUAAGGAGGAUGAAGAGGAGUACUCUCUUCUGCUGGACGACAAUGAAGCGGGAAGAUCCAGUGCUGAUGCCAUAUUGGGACCUGGAAAGGACGCCAUUGCUGAGCCACUGUACGCUCUUCUGGGGGAGGUCUUCGAUCUAAGGGGCGUAUUCAGGUGGCUCAGAAGGUCACUCAUCACUUUCGUGCAGAUCACCUACGGCAGAACCAUCAACAGACAAGUGAGGGAAACUGUUGCGUGGCUUUUCUCUGAACCAAUGCUACAUUAUUACAUUCAACUGUUCACCAAGUCCUGGUGGCCCAAUGGACAGCUCGCCCCCAACCCCUCAGCGAGGACUGACGAGGAGAAGUUGAGGACGAGAGGGGAGGCUAGGAGACAGUUUCUCAGUAAUUUACCAGAAGUCCUCGCUAGUCUUGUUGGGGCGGAGAGCUCCCAGAGGGGAGCCACGAAGGUCUUUGACACUCUUCAGAAUGUUAAUCUCAAUAAGCAGUUAUUUUAUGACAUUUUCGAGGUGCUCAUGUACGAAAUCUUUCCUGAACUCCAACGUCAAUGAGUUUUAUCCCACUUCAAGGGGCCCUAAAAUCUUACAGGGAUUAAAUGUACCAAGUUAUGAUGUGAAUACGAGCUCUCUAAUGCUCC
This is a messenger RNA of Diachasmimorpha longicaudata, 3205 nucleotides long. Its product is annotated as sorting nexin-25-like. The record is from RefSeq and is a predicted model, not a curated record. The transcript has 3 exons. Gene Ontology annotation, cellular component: intracellular membrane-bounded organelle. Gene Ontology annotation, molecular function: phosphatidylinositol binding. Bases 276 to 3119 code for a protein of 947 amino acids. Lineage: Eukaryota; Metazoa; Arthropoda; Insecta; Hymenoptera; Braconidae.